UGGUGACGUCAUGGUGCGCUGCUUGCGUUUCCUCUCUCUUUUCUUAUUUACAUUUUUCGCGCGAAUUUAGCGUUGCUUCUUUUAAGGAAGAAUAGCAGGGUGUUCUGUCACAGAAGAAAAAAAUAAAUUUGCUAAACAGCCAGAAGUGGAUCUUUUAAAAUUCAUCAUAAAAGGCACUUGAGGGUUGUGGUCCAGGGCCUUUCUUUUCUUUGCAGAAAAUGCAGAGAACAAUAAAGUCAUUCUUCCAGCCCAAAGCUGGAUUAGAACAGAAAGAAGUAAAGGAAGAUGUUCGGAAACGGUCAUUAGAGGUUGCAGAAAGGGUUCCUGAAGACUUAAACAAAACUGGGACUUCUGAUCUGCACGAAGAGUGCUCUCCAAUAAAGGUGGUUUCUAAGAAGGCCUUACGAGUUAUUGAAAGUGAUUCCGAUGAGGGGGCAAUGGUGGAACUUAACAGGAAAAAUGAAGGAUCCCAGAGUGAUGCUGUUAAACAAACACCUCAGAAAAAAAAGGAAGGAGCACAUUUUGGAAGCACAAACUCUUCUGAAGAAAUGUCUCCCUGUACUAGACUAUCAACAAACAGUCCCUCAUGUUCUGAUUCUCCUGGAAUUUCUCCAUCUGGCAUACCAAAACGUAAAACAGCUCGUAAACAGAUACCAAAACGUAAAAGGGAAGACAUUGCUGAGGCAGAUGUGCUUGUAGAACAUUCAGAUAUUCAUUUGGCAGACAAGCGACCAAAAAAAGACAAUAGCCAUCCUCCUUCAAAAGAGCAGGAAAUCAAUGAAAUGAAUAUUAGAGUUGACUUGGUAAAGGAACAGUUUUUUAAUCCAGAAUCACCAGCAAGCACCACUGCAAAUUCAGAGGAUGAUUGUCAGCAGGAAUCAAAGCCCACACCUUUUCUGAGCAGUUCAGAAGCAAUGCCAUCGACAGAAAUGCACACAAAGGAAUGCCAUACAGAGGCAGCUAAUACUAUGUAUGCGAAAGAAAUUAAUGAGAAGGAUGACAACAUAUUUAAGCCCUUAGUAUCUGGGAAUCCAAAGCCAAUCAGCAGUUUUUUUGCUCCAAGGAAACCGAAGGUGGAAGAUGAAAUUGCUUUGGAAACGGCUAUUACCAACUCUAUACCUAGUCAUUCAACCAAGUCUGAAAAAUCAGUUGAUGGCAGCACAUUUGGACCAGAAACCCAGAAAGAACAGACAGAAUACAACCCAUCAAAAAGUUAUUAUCACAUUGUUACAGAUGCUUGUUGGAGUCAUGGACAAAAAGUUCCAUACCUAGCUGUUGCACGUACAUUUGAACGAAUAGAAGAUGAGUCUGCUCGGUUAAAGAACAUAGAGACACUUAGCAAUUUUCUUCGUUCUGUGAUUACCUUGUCUCCGGAGGAUUUCCUACCUUGCAUUUACCUUUCCCUCAACCGCCUGGGGCCUGCUUAUGAAGGGAUUGAGCUUGGCAUUGGAGAAACUAUUUUACUAAAAGCUGUUGCCCAAGCAACAGGGCGUCAACUAGAAAAGAUUAAGAAGGAAGCACAAGAGAAAGGAGACCUGGGUCUUGUUGCUGAAAGCAGUCGCAGUAACCAACGUAUAAUGUUUAAACCCCCAAACCUCACUGCUUCUGGUGUGUUUAACAGGCUGAAAGAGAUAGCAAAGAUGACUGGAAGUUCUUCUAUGAACAAGAAGAUUGAUAUAAUAAAAGGAUUAUUUGUAGCUUGCAGACACUCUGAAGCACGGUACAUUGCAAGAUCUCUGGGUGGUAAACUUCGCAUAGGUUUGGCAGAACAAUCAGUCCUAUCUGCUAUAGCUCAUGCAGUGUGUCUCACUCCUCCUAGCCAAGCAUUUCCACCUGCUGUGUUAGAUGCUGGUAAGGGAAUGAGCACAGAUGCCAGGAAAGCUUGGCUUGAGGAAAAUGUUGUGAUACUUAAGCAGACAUUCUGUGAAUUGCCAAACUAUGACGUAAUCCUUCCUGUACUGCUUGAGCACGGAAUUGAAAACCUUCCCAAAUAUUGUCGACUCACUCCAGGUGUUCCGUUGAAGCCGAUGUUGGCACAUCCCACAAAAGGCAUUGGGGAAGUACUUAAGCGAUUUGAUGAAGCUGCUUUUACCUGUGAAUACAAGUAUGAUGGCGAGCGUGCUCAGAUACAUAUUCUGGAGAAUGGUAAAGUAUGCAUAUACAGCAGAAACCAAGAAAAUAAUACAUCAAAAUAUCCAGACAUCAUCAGCAGGAUUCCCAAGGUAAAAAAAGAAGGCGUUAAAUCCUGUAUCCUUGAUACUGAGGCUGUAGCCUGGGACCCAGAGAAGAAACAGAUUCAACCUUUUCAAGUACUUACAACAAGGAAACGUAAAGAUGUUGAUGCUACAGAAAUCAAAGUUCAAGUAUGCGUGUAUGCAUUUGACUUGCUUUACCUUAAUGGAGAGUCUCUUGUCAAGGAACCAUUUGUUAAAAGACGGCAACUGUUGAGAGACUCAUUUUUGGAGACAGAAGGGGAAUUCAUGUUUGCUGUUUGCAUGGAUACAUCAAAUACAGAUGAAAUAUCAGAAUUUCUUGACCAGUCUAUUAAAGAUUCAUGUGAAGGACUGAUGGUGAAGACAUUGGAACAGGAUGCCACGUACGAAAUUGCAAAGCGCUCUCACAAUUGGUUAAAAUUGAAAAAAGAUUACCUAGAAGGUGUUGGGGAUACUCUGGAUCUUGUUGUAAUUGGUGCCUACCUAGGAAAAGGAAAGCGAACUGGCUUGUACGGAGGUUUUCUCCUUGCAUCAUAUGAUGAAGAAAGUGAGGAGUAUCAGACAAUCUGCAAGAUUGGGACAGGUUUUACAGAUGAAGAUUUAGAGAAGCAUUACAACUUUCUUAAGGAUCAUGUCAUUGAAAGUCCCCGUAGCUACUACCGCUGGGAUGGUUGCAUGCAGCCAGAUCAUUGGUUUCAUCCUGUGCAAGUCUGGGAGGUGAAGUGUGCUGAUCUUUCCGUUUCCCCUGUGCACAAGGCUGCACUUGGACUGGUUGAAAGUGAAAAAGGAAUCUCACUGCGAUUUCCUCGUUUUGUUCGUGUUCGAGAUGAUAAGAAGCCAGAAGAAGCAACAAACAGUUUACAGGUCGCUGAUCUGUAUAGGAAACAGCAACAAAUCCAAAAUACACUGUCUGCUGAAAAGGGAGAGGAAGACUUCUACUAGCUUCAACUAGUGAUGUACUUGGAAAUUGUGCAUACAUUUCUAUAUAGUUCAUUGAAAACUGUUUACACCAUUUCUCAUGCUUUUCACUAAAUGAAUAUUAUGUGAACCUGUAAAUAAAGGUUUGAUUUCCUACUAGAA
Molecule: messenger RNA, 3293 nt
Organism: Spea bombifrons (plains spadefoot toad)
Lineage: Eukaryota; Metazoa; Chordata; Amphibia; Anura; Pelobatidae
Gene: LIG1
Product: DNA ligase 1
Exons: 27
Coding region: 219-3155 (978 amino acids)
Biological process (GO): lagging strand elongation; DNA repair; DNA recombination
Cellular component (GO): nucleus; mitochondrion
Molecular function (GO): DNA binding; ATP binding; DNA ligase (ATP) activity
Source: RefSeq, a predicted model, not a curated record